Molecule: messenger RNA, 882 nt
Organism: Rotaria sp. Silwood2
Lineage: Eukaryota; Metazoa; Rotifera; Eurotatoria; Philodinida; Philodinidae
Source: the annotation of a GenBank genome assembly
AUGGGAAUCGAACCCAUACCUCCUGCUAUCCGGGCAAUAAUACGUGAAGCAAAAAAUGAAACUGAAACUGAAACUAAAACAAGUACAACAAAAACUGAAAUUACUACAUUUUUACAAUUAUUUGAAAAACAUCAAGGUCUUGCUCAUUUUGAAGCACUUGAAUUAUUAUCAGAUCAAUCAUCAACUAUUUUACAAACAAUGAGUUAUGGAAAUGAAAAAUUUCUUGAACAAAUUGAUAAUUAUUUUCAAUUAGAUGAUGAUGAUUAUGAAAUAAAUAAUAUCUUAGAUUCAUCAACAACAUAUGAUGAUAAUAAUGAUAAUAAUCAUAUACCAAGUUUAGAUAUUUUAUCACAAAAAUUUACUGCAUAUCAAACACAAUUACGUUCAACAGUAUCCGUUGAUAAAUUACUUGAAGUUUAUGAAUCAGCUAAUCAAUUUCUAACUGAAUGGGAUUGGAUGGAUACAGAACUUGAUCAAAAAACAUUAGCUGAUGAAGCUAUUGAUUGUUUAGCUGUAUUAUGUGCACGUAUUAUUGAAUAUUAUCGUAGAACAGCUGAAUUAUUUUUAAUCGGUUGUAAAAGUUUAACAUCAUUUUCAAUUGAUAUUGAAUUAUUAGCUAUAUAUGAAAAACAACAAAAAGAUUUUUCAAAUAUGCUUGCUGGUAUACCAAAUUUAUUUGCUAAACAUAUGAAACAAAUAUCAAAUGUAUCAUCAAAUGGAAAUGAUAUACCAAUAAGAUGUGAUAUUAAAUUAAAAGAAAAACUUUUAAAUCAAAUGUUUAUUCAAUCAUCUAGUUCACAAACAUAUGCUUCUGAUGCAUAUGUUUUACUUAAACCUAUUGUUAGUCAAUCAAUUUUAUAUCAUACAUCAACAACAAGAUAG